Messenger RNA from Fragaria vesca subsp. vesca, 1049 nucleotides. RefSeq lists its product as uncharacterized. The transcript has a single exon. The record is from RefSeq and is a predicted model, not a curated record. The coding region runs from base 95 to 562 and encodes 155 amino acids. Lineage: Eukaryota; Viridiplantae; Streptophyta; Magnoliopsida; Rosales; Rosaceae.
CACCACCAAACCCCAUUUCUCUUCCUCCUUCAUUCUCUCUUUUCCUUCUUCUUCUUCUUCUUCUUCUUCUUCUUCUUCUUCUUCCAUCUUCAUCAUGAGCUCCAUUGUUCAGAGCCUCCAGAAGAGAAUGCCAACCAGCCAGCUGGGCGCCCUACCCGUCUCCCAGGGCGGCUCAUCAGGGCUAGACCAGGCACCAGCUCUCCGGCGAAGGCUGUCGUCUCUCUCCCUCAAGCUGCAGCCAAUCUCAUCCCCGGCGACCACAUGGGCCAUGCAGAGGUCCAAGUCCGUCUCCGCCAUGGGGGAGUACGCCGGCGGGUCCAUUAAGAGAUGGUGGGACUGGGGCUGGACUUGGGUUCUUUCCAGAAAGCCAAUCUUCGCUCAGGAUCUGGAGAUGAACGAGGAAGAGACCAAGAUUCUCGGCUCCGACAACAGAGGCAGCUGGCGACAUGUCUUCUUUAAGGUCCGGUCUGAGCUCCGGAAGCUCAUGAUGACCUCGUCCAACAACGUCACCACUCUUCCUCAAACUUACAGGCCCUACGACUCGUUCAAGACCAAGAAGUGAAUAAGGUUCUGUAUGUUCUUAUUGUUCUUGCUGUUCUUGUUACCGGAAUCCAGAAUGAAGAAGAUUGAUUAUACGAUUGUAAUUAGAUGAUAUCUUUUGUUGUUCUAUUAUAUGUGCGUGGGAGCUAGCUUGUUAUAGAACUACUUGCUGCUUUGGUCGACGUUGCUCUUCGGGUUGGAUUCUCUGCAAUUUGUUUUGUCGGUGCGGGUCUCGGGGCUCCGGAAGAAACGAGUUCCGGUCGUCGGCGCCGGUGAAGAGCCAACCGGGAUGGAAAUUGCAGGGUUUUGCCGGUGCUUCAUAUCAUCUUCUUAAUAAUUAGCUAGAUAGCAUUUCAUUCAUUAGUAAAUACCGAUCUUAUUAUUAUGAAUUGUUAUUAUGUUCUUUUUAUUUUUUGAAUUGAAGGCAAUUACUUUCUAGACAACUCCAUUAUUAAUUUGUACCAAUGCAAUUUUAUUUGCUAGCUUUUCUAGUAAUCAUGGAAUAUUUA